AUGUUGAACUCGCUGGUUAAUCCGCUAAUUUACUGCUGGAGACAAAAAGAAGUGAAAAGCUUAUAUUGAAAGUAAGGAAACAGGUUGUGUAUCCACCUAUCCAGUGAAGAAGAGAAAGACCGAAAUUCUUGCUUAUCAUUUAUGUAAACUUAUGCAUUGAAAUUGACCCGAUAAACGAAACUCAUUUGUUAUUGCUUAUGUUAUCAUUAUGGCAAUAGCUUCUAACUAGUAUGCAUUUCGACUGAGCUUUAGAUAACCGAGAAAGAAAAGCAAACAUGGCCAUUUAUAGCGAAGAAUGUUAUGGAUGCUCAGCCUUGCGUACAUGAGAAUUUUAAGCAUAGAAGCUCCUAAGGAAAUAGAUAAGAAUUGCACCCGCGAUAUGUCAUGCUGAAAAAAGAUGGCCAGCGCAAAAGGCGACACAGCAAAUAUUCCUCUGGACGUUUGUACUGAUCAGUAUCAUCAUUAUCAUCGUCGUUUUCUCCCUCACAGUUCCCCUGAACGUGCUGGUCAUAUUGCCCGUGAAAUUAAGACCUCGACUCCAAACUAACAGCAACAUUUUGCUGGCCUCUUAAGCGGUGACUGACGCAUGAAAUGCUCCUCUUGGUCAGCUAUCGUAUAUUCUGAGGAGAAUACUCCAAUCAUCAGGUCUCAACAGCAGUGAAACAGUUCAAAUUUUGCAUUUCAGUGUUAUGGCUACAUUAGUGAUAGUUUUAUGAAUUCACAUAAUGUUGGUUGUUGGUUACUCUUGAGAGACUUUUUACCAUCAAAAUUAUUAUGCAAUGCUCAAACUUAGUCAUUGAUGAUAACAUAUGGAUGGCAGAGCCGAAUUGUAGUUUGGAAAACCAAUUUCACAUGUGGCAUUUUCAUGCGUUAAUGAUGUAUUUAAUUCUACUUUCUAUGGCUGGCUUUGCCACUAUUUUGUGUAUUGUUUUCGUUGCCUUCACUCGUAUGAUUUCAUCAAAAGGUAAAAGCACAGCAACUGCCUGAACUCGAGAAGUGGUAAGAUUUACCAAAGAGAACAGGGCGAACUGUGUCUGUAGUUGAUGCUGUUAUUGUCUGCCUUUUUCCAACAUUUUAUGUCUAUUCUUUUUAGAUACGGGCCUUUAUAGUAUUUGCCCCAUCAAAGAACAAGUGAUACAAACUUGCAGCAUGUUAAACUCGCUUGCUAAUCCACGGAUCUACUGCUGGAAACAAAAAGAAAUGAGAGAGAGCUCGUAUUUAGAAGAAGAACCCAGAUCGUUAAUCUAGCCAUCCAGUAAAGAAGAGAAAUAAAGAAGAACUAAAAAUCCUCAUAAUUUUAUUUGCACACUUUGCUCACUAAUUUUAUAAUCUCCUUUGUUGACGUUUCACAGGAAAACUAUAUUUUAAUAGAAUUGAUUCAUUUACCACAUGCCACAUUCUCGAAAGUAUUACUACAAGUUCUGUACUAUAAAUUCUGACGUAUUUGAUUGGUAAUAAGCCUCAACCUUUCUUUUUUUUUAUCAAACAAAGCUACCUUACAUGAAUCCAGUUCUUCACAGUUCUAUGUAAGCAAUGUUUGCAACUGAAUGUUAUCGCUUUGUUUGUAUCAUAUAAAUGGAAAUAUUAGUUCCUGUUUAAUGGCCGCCAUACAAAAUAGGUGUUAUUUUGUCGACAAAAUAUUUCGUUUUUUGUUUCAUGAAGCUUAAGGCCAGGAAAUUCUGAUACGAGUAUAUGAUUAUAAAACCAAUUACACUCCUCAACAAAAUUUAUGAAGUCCUCCCUGAUUUUAAAUUUUAAUUGACUUCUUAAAAGACCUUUGAAUGAUUUUUCCCAACCUCCCCAAAUUUUUAUGACGAAUGUUAUUUAUAUUUCAAAGUGAUCUUGUUUAUUCCAUGCUAUUGUCAUCGCCUUUAAACGCUUUUAAUUGCCUUCCAUUUAUGACAUUAAUUUUUAGGGAAACUUAAUAAUUUGACAUUUGAAGAUCAUUAAUUAUGGAACGCGAUCUCUUUAAUAGGCAACUCUAAAAUUGGUAACUUGUGGUGUCAACACGGAAGAGUAGAGGAAAUUCAAUUAAUUCAAUUAAGUUUUUUUUCCCUUUAUAACAAUUUCUCUAUUCCAUUGUCAUACUAUGUCACAUUUUUUCUGUUCUUGUAAAGUCAGCAUUUGACACCUAACUUGUCGAAAGGGUUGAUACAAAAGUCAUCUUGAUUGUGCUUAGUGCGUGUUUCUUGCGUCCGAUCCACCGCACACUUAGAACCGAAUGGCGUCGUUGUUGUUUUUUGUUUUCUUGGUUUUUUCUCUCCCUUUUUUCAGUCAGCUUAUAAUCUUACUGAUCGUAUCUCGGUGAGCCAGUAAAAAGGGGAGGUGUGAGUGAUUGUCAGCCAUCACAAAAACAAGUUUGAUUCGCCAACUAUGAAAAGUAAUAGAAUUUUCUCAGAAAAUAUUGUGCGAAAAACCCCUUCCUAGCCAGCAUUCUCUCCUAUACUUUAAGUCAACCCUGUGUUGUGGAAUAUGUCAAUUUCUAAUUGCUCUCUUGGCUUUGAUCUCCCGCCUAAAUAAUCGUAAGAGCGUAACCAUGAAAUGCACGAGAGCGGAGGGAGGAUAUGCGGUGGAAAACCGAUGCUUCAUUUGGUUUAAAGUUAAGCAUUUCCUAAGAAUAACUUUUCAGUCCAUAUUUACGAAACAAUAAAACAAAGCAAAUCUGCCAUGAAAAUGAUUAGUGCAUCAUAAUCAAACGGACUUCUUUCAAGCUCUGCUCAGAGUUAAUCCCAUAAUGUAAAAUCAUGAAAAAAAUAACAGGUCUCGCCAAAUGUGUUUUUAUUAGUCGAAAAUCUUUACAGCCUUCGCAAGCCCAAUUUUUGUAGAAGCGAUCACUAGACAAUAACCUCUAUUUGGCGCGAAAGUAUUCACGGAUGUUUGUCCGCUGACAUCAGUAUAGCGACGCUUGAUCGCCGCUAGCUGGACCGUACGAAUCUCACUGAUCGACACAACAAAUAUCGCCCCAAUUUCUUUCUGUUAAACGCCUCCUUUAUUAAAUGUCGUAUUUGACCGUGAAGCUAAAAAUAAUUGAUUCACAAAAUUAGGGACAAGAAAUUAGCUAUAGAAACACUCGAGGUAAAUUAAACUUACAUUGUUGCCGGAUCUGGCGAGAGUUGACACAAAAAGGACCUUUCCUUCCUUCGAUAAAAACGACAGACAAUUUCUUUCUAUUAAACCACGAGUGCUUGCGAAAUCGAUCGAAUUAUUGAAUUGCACAAUAAAUCCGUUCUGUUUGGAAAUGCGAUACCACUUACGGAACGCGUGACGAGGCACCUAGUGUGACUUUUACAGAUUAUUAAUUAAACGAUUACUAAAUCAAAACAAGGGAUAAACCCGUGCCUUAGGGGCACUUACAAUCAGUCUUCUCGACGCCUUUCAGGUUUUUUUUUUAACUUCUCGACGGUAUAAUGAACUUUGCUUUAUAUUGAGCUAAGUAUUCAUCAUAGUGUCGGUUGAAGUAACAAUUCAGAGCAAGAAAAUUUAUGAAAAUGAAACCGAUCUCAACAUCAAAGUAUUCGAAGGAUUAGUUCACGUUUAGAGCGAAAGGGUCGGAAAAGGAACACUUUUUAAAAAGAGCACUUUCAGCUUCUAAUGCUACGAUGUUAGCUUUAUAAUUGUAAUGCUGUUGAGAAAAUGCAUAGAACUCACAGAUUUUUAUUUAAAAUUUUUACCCGAAUACACUGUUAGGGUUAUGCUUGAUUGUUUCUAAAUGAGUUUACUGGUUUGCGUGUGUUGAACUGACUUUGGAAAAGGGGGAAGACAUUGAUGAGAAGUUUAUUUUUAAGUAUCUUGUGGGAAUAACUGUAUAAAGAUUCAAUUGAUUUUUAUCCUGAUGCAUGAGAAAAACUCAAGUGGAAACAUCAGCAACUGAUGGUCUCAGUGGUACAUCAAAGUCGUAAUCACAAAAAAAAUUUGUCAAGUUAUUCGAAAAAUUGAGUACUUUCUCAUCAGGUUCAGACUGUCAGGUACAAGACAAAUUUAGUUUAAGAUAACUUUCAAAAUCGUUAAAAAAUUCCCCGCAGAGAAGACUAAAUGGAUACAAAAACUUUCAAAAGCCAUACAAAAGAAAACAAAACAACCACAGUUCAAUUCAAUUGAAUUAUCUUAAAGAUUCAGGCAAUUCAUCAUAGAUAAGAUUCUUCUUCAUAUUCUCCCAUUGCAACUUCGUCUGCCCGAUAUUGCUUAUUUCAUUUUUCCUCUAAUCAACCCAAACUUAUAUUUUGUGAUUUCCAACGAAACGAACAACUUCGUCGACUAUACAAUGGAUACAUACGCGAGAAAAAGUCAAGUGGAAACACAUGUACAUGAACAUCAAAUCGCACUUAAUAAGCUAAUUCUGAAAGAGUCGAUCUAUGCUUUUGAGUUGAUUCUCAUUACACUUUAAGUUAGCCAUGUCAAACAACUUUGACAACCCAAUUUAUCAUUCAAUUAGGAAUUACUGCACUUCAGGCGCAAGAAUGGCUAACAUGUGCAUUCGAGAUAAAAGUGGGUCGAUCAGAGCCUCAAAACAGACGCUACAAACGCUCCAGCAAUGGCUAGUACAGCAAAUUUUUCAUGGGAGGCUGGUCACAUUAUCAUUAUCAUCAUCAACAGCAUCAGUGUUCCCUUCACAGUUCUGCUUAACGUCCUCGUAAUAAAGGCCGUGAAAACAAGACCUCGACUCCAAACCAACAGCAACAUCUUGCUGGCCUGUUUAGCGGUGACUGACGCAUUGACUGGUCUCUUUGGCCAAUCUUUGUAUAUCCUGUGGAGGUUAUUUGAGUUAUUUAAUCUCAAAAGCAGCGAAACAGUGGAAGGUUUCCAUAUCGAUGUCAUGUCUGUGUUACUGAUUGUCUCAUGCCUUCAUCUGAUAUUGGUUACUUUCGAGAGGCUCAUAGCGAUCAAGUUUGCGAUGCAAUACUCAAACGUAAUAACUCACAAUAAUAUAAAGAUAGCCGUGACAGUAUGUUGGUUAGCUGCUUUUGCAAUUGCAAUUUUAAGAACAGUAAAACUUCGUGUAGUUUUCAUUUCUAUGUUAGUCCUUGUCAUUUUUUCAUGUAUCGUUUUCGUCGCCUUCACCUAUAUGAUUUUGUAUCAUGAAACCCGUCGCCACCAAAGGAAGAUAAAAGUACAGCAAUUGCCCCAAGAAGAAGUAGAAAGAUUUACCAAAGAGAACAAGGCGCUAAAGACAACUGUGCUAGUGGUUGGUGCUGUCAUUAUCUGCCUUCUUCCUCUUAGUUUCUGUUCUAUCGGUUCAAUUUCAGGCAUUCUUAAUAAUUGCCCCAUCAGCAGAAGAUCGAGGCAAACGUGCGUAAUGUUAAACUCUCUUGUCAAUCCAAUUAUUUACUGUUGCAGGCAAAGAGAAAUGAGGACGUUUGUAUUUGGACUAAGAACCCAGCUUGUGCAUCCAGCUACUGAGUAAAAGGGGGUAAUUUGGCAGAGAAAAUCAAUCUUAAUAAAUCUUGUAAACUGAUUUGAUAGGACAAUAAGUCAUACGAUGAAAAAAAUCUUAAUAACUAUGCGCUUUUUUCAUCGUUUCAUGUAAAUAUUCCUCUUAUCGUGUAUUGAGAGACUUGAACAUUUCCAUUUCACAUGCACUUGUAUCUAUAAUUGCUGCAUCGCUUUAGUAGAUGUUGGUUACUUUCCAGAGGCUCAUGGCGAUCACAUUUAUGAUGCAGAACUUAAGAAUUAAAACAAAUGUUAUCAUAAAGAAAUGAAGGAAAGUAAUUCAGAUGAUAGCUCUAAUUUGUGAGUUUUUUAGAGUGAUAGAGAAGCAAUCGUCAAUGUUUCGCACAACAAAAGGCCUGAUUAUUAUUCCAUGUAUCAGACUGCAAAUGACUAAUUUGAAACAUGCGCUUUCCGACUUCUUGCUUCUUUAAUUUUCGUUUGGUUACAUCACCUUGUAUUCUCAAUUUUUGUAAGUGUAAUUUGAUGAUUGAUGUUGCAUUGUUUAAAGUCAUAUGCAUGUUAAACUAGAAAGCUGUAAUGUUGGAAAAGAUCAAAGCAUCAGAUACAGGCACAUGCCCUUUGUUAGCCAAAUCAUUAUCAUAUAAUUAUAUUUAUUAAUUUACAAAGCGAAGAUAUCAUUUUACCAUUUUCAGCUGUGCACCAUAAUGUUAAAAAAUAAAGCUAAGCUAGUUAAAAUUAUCCAUUUUAGUAAUAGUACAAGUGAUGACAUUUAGAAGUAUUAAUAAUUGAGAAUUAAUUAAUGAGCAACUCGGUUUACUAUGUACAAAGUCUUGUGUGUCAGAGCAAAGCCGUGAGUGGCCUUAAACGAGAGCAAUAAAACCUUGAGAUCUAUUACCAUCUUAACAGGUAACCAAUGCAGAAUUUCAUAAUAAGGUGUCAUAUGGCAAAAUUUUCCUUUUUUAAACACAAGAGGAGCAGUCGAGUUCAGAACUCUCUGGAAUUUUUCUAGCUGACAUGCUGGUAACCCACAUAAUAAGCAAUUAUUGGAUGAGUUUUAGCAUGAUAUCAUGAAUUAGUAAUACCGAGGUCUGAAGUAUCUGCCGAAGCCGAAGGCCGAGGAAUACAAAACACAGACACGAGGUUUGAUCAUUUACGAUAUCGCGCGAAACCGAAUUCAAUUAUUGUUCUAUUAUACAUUUUCUUUCAAAACAGUUAGCAAAUGGAGACUCUUCUCUCUGAGUUUGCUAAAAUUUUGAGAACACUUCAUAGACGAGGGGCUUAGAAAGUAGUAGACUUUGAACUCUACAUGAUAACCCAAUAUCUGCCGCAGAUAUUGGGAUAUCAUGUCUGCUUUACACACUCUUGUCUAAAAACUUUAUGCUCAGAGCCAGAGUCUUCACAGUAAGUCUAUUAUAUAGAGAAUAAUAUUGGGCUAUCAUGUCUGCUUUACACACUCUUGUCUAAAAACUUUAUGCUCAGAGUCAGAGUCUUCACAGUAAGUCUAUUAUAUAGAGAAUAAUACAUGGGCGCGCGUAUAGAUAUGGAAUUUCUCUUCUCGUGUUCAACUCGAUAGCUCAUUCGUUCGCUGCGCUCACUCAUGAGCUAUCGAGUUGAACACGAGAAGAGAAAAUUCAUAUCAACCGUGUAUUAUUUUGUUUAUCAUAUAAACACAAUAGCCCUUCACUGAGAAGAAAACCCAACUUCAUUAAUAAAUGAAAAUAAAUGAAUCGACAAUCCCCGAAUAACAAUAGUAGAGUGCGUUAGCGCUAACUCUUAAGAUGGAAAAAUGCGUCGAAUAAUGAUUACAAAAACAACAAUAGUCGUAAUUUUCAAUUUACAAAAUUCUCUUUUAUUGAAUUUGUCCUUAUCGACAGAGGAGGUCUUUCAGGUAAACGGCCAAAAUCGGCCAGUGGCAAAUCUUCCAGUUGUCGAUUUUCAUUCUCAGCCGAGAGAAAUGCUAACGGAAAAAAAAACUGUAAAUUACUGUAGUGUUUAUGAAGUAUUGAUGGUGAAAAUAACAUUUUCAGAAUAUAUGUAAGUGUGAUUUGAUGAUUGGCGUUGCACUGUAUAAAGUCAUAAGUAAGCUUAAUUCGAAAGCUGUUAUGUUGGAAGAGAUCCAGCAGAAUUCCAUUUGGUAUCUCAUUAUUUCAAAGAAAAUCGUCAUAUAUGCUUAACACUAAUUAAGAGUUCAUUUAAGAUCAUUUAGAACGAAACAAACCGAAAAGUCGCGUUAGUAUCCAUCAGUCAAUAACUUGAUGUUCAAAAACUCUUCUUCUUUCCGUGUCUUUUGCUUACUUUAUCUUUCUUCUAAUCAACCCAGACUUUAGAUUUUGUGAUUUCUAACCAAUUAAUUACGAUCAACAAUUAAACAAUUGAUACAUCCGCGAGAAAAAGUCAAGUGGAAGCAUAUGAACUUGAAAGUGGCGAUCGAUCAAAUGGCCCGAAUAAAAGAUAAUAUCCAACCGGUCGAUCUCUGAAAUUGAAUUACUCUUCAACUCACCAUAGCGAAAUAAAGUGACAGCCUCAUGAAUUAGGAAUUAUUGUACUUAAUGUGCAAGAAAAAGUUGAGAGGGAACACUUGCACGCCAGCAAGACAAUCAAAGCCUCCAAAAAUCCAAAUAUUGAUCAAAAUUUUCAAUUGAUCUUCAUAAGCGAGUCAUUUAACUAAAAAUAUCAAACUUUUCUUGGCAAGGAAACGCUUCAAAGAUGACUAG
Messenger RNA from Pocillopora meandrina, 8102 nucleotides. NCBI's taxonomy places the organism in Eukaryota, Metazoa, Cnidaria, Anthozoa, Scleractinia, Pocilloporidae. The record is from the annotation of a GenBank genome assembly.